Messenger RNA from Pediculus humanus corporis (human body louse), 1077 nucleotides. Its product is annotated as mitogen-activated protein kinase ERK-A, putative. NCBI's taxonomy places the organism in Eukaryota, Metazoa, Arthropoda, Insecta, Psocodea, Pediculidae. Gene Ontology annotation, cellular component: nucleus; cytoplasm; cyclin-dependent protein kinase holoenzyme complex. The transcript is spliced from 7 exons. The record is from RefSeq and is a predicted model, not a curated record. Gene Ontology annotation, biological process: G1/S transition of mitotic cell cycle; protein phosphorylation; regulation of G2/M transition of mitotic cell cycle. Gene Ontology annotation, molecular function: cyclin-dependent protein serine/threonine kinase activity; ATP binding; cyclin binding. Bases 1 to 1077 code for a protein of 358 amino acids.
AUGACGGGAUCUGCAAAUUUCGAAUCAUGCGUGGAGUUAACGAAACAAGCCCACAAUUACGAAGAUUUGGCCCUAAUUGGAAACGGAGCGUACGGAACCGUUUACAAAGCGAAAAACAAAACAAACGGUCACAUAGUUGCGAUGAAAAAAAUUCGAGUUCACUUAUGCGAAGAUGGUGGACUUCCGCCUUCUACACUACGAGAAAUAGCCAUGUUGAAGCAAGUUGACCAAUACGAACAUCCAAAUAUAGUCAGAUUAUUAGAUGUUUGUUACGGGCCAAGACUGGAAGAGUAUUUAGUUUUGUUCAUUGUUUUCGAACACAUGGAACAAGAUUUAUCACAAUUUAUAAGUAAUUGUCCGGCGCCAGGGAUCGGUGUUAAUAGAAUUAAGGAUUUAACGUUUCAACUUUUAUCGGGAGUCGAUUUUCUUCACACGCAUAGGAUAAUACAUAGAGAUUUAAAACCACAAAAUAUAUUGGUGAGCUGCGACGGACAGUACCUUAAAUUGGCCGAUUUCGGUUUGGCUAAAGUUUACGAAUUCGAAUCGAGUUUGACAAGCGUUGUUGCCACUUUGUGGUAUAGACCGCCGGAAGUACUUCUAAGAGACACAUAUGCCACGCCUUUGGAUGUUUGGUCGUGCGGUUGCAUAAUGGCCGAACUAUACAGGAGAACGCCAUUGUUUCCCGGAGUUACUGAGGGUGAUCAAUUAGGAAAAAUAUUCGACAUUAUCGGAACGCCGAGCGAAAGCGAAUGGCCACAAAAUACGUCUCUGUUAAGAUCGUCUUUUCCGCACAGUCCCGGAAUCGAUUUGGAAGCCGUGGUACCAGAAAUAUGCGGGCACGGCAAGGAUUUGCUUCAACGGAUGCUGAGGUUCGAACAGCACAAACGUAUAACGGCUUGCGAAGCGUUAAAUCAUCCGUACUUUAAAGAUUUCGGUUACGUACCAUUAGAAAUAGGAACUAGUCUCAACCAAAGCACAUCGUCGGCGAGCAACGCAUCGACACCCGUUUCAGUUAACAGUUGUAAAUGUUGCAGCUGCGACGAUUCGAGAACAUCAACGGAAAGUCCAGACAAAUAA